AUGCCACCAAUCAAUGUGACAGUAUCUGUAGAAGGUACGACAUCAAACAAAAUGUUUUAUGACAUGGAUUCAAAUAUGACCUUUGAAGCAUUUGGACAUUCGAUAAAAAAACGUUUUGAGGUCGAGAUGAAGCAAAUGAAACUCGAUUUGAACAAUUAUAAUUUAAAAACUGUAGAGGAAAAUCCAGAUGACGAAAUUGACGUUGAUAAGGAGUAUUUUGAGACAGCCAAACCACUCUCAGCCUUUGCAGAAAAGUUAAAGUCAUCGACAUCGCCAAAUAACAGUGUUGAACCAGCUAACCAAAACAAACCGAAAUUGAAAUUUCGACUAGUGUUAAAAGUGAAGACAUUGAACGCACAACAACAAUUUAGCCCUCAACCUUUGAAUGCGACAGGAAUGAUUAUAUCAACAGAACAACCCUAUACGAUUACUCAUGCUCGCGAUAAAUUAUCAUCUGAAGAAAAUACAAAUCCAAAGUCAGCUGGGAGUGAUGAAUUUAGCGAUUGGGAAGAAUGUGACGGAAGUCAAGAGUUGGAAGAUUCAUUGCAACAAUCAAGUAUUAUGAAUAAUGAGAAACUUGUUUUUGUUAAAAAUGUUCGUCCUUAUCAAAAAGAGCAAUACAGAACAGACAUAUUCCCUCUACGGAUAAGUGCUAAGAGACAUUGUCCAAAAGAAACAACAACAAAAGUAGUUCGAAGACCUCGACAAAGACAAAGUCGGACAGUUGGCGCCGCUCAACCAAAACGCAAGUAUCCGACGUUUCUUCAAGGUGAUAAAAAAGCCCAUGUCAGACGUGGUGUUUACCCCAAACUCAGAAUUCCACAACAUUAUAAAAAUCAAAUUCAAAAUGGUAAAGAAAUUAUACUAUAUGUGGCUGCUACAGUUGCGGAUGGGAGCUGUAAACGUUAUAUUCAUCCAUCAAAAGGGUUUUUGACUCAUCGAACAAAUCCUAAUAGUCCACUUGAAAAUCCAGCAAAAAUUAUUUUAGUAAAAGAAAUAUUAGAUAAUGGACAGCAGUCUACAGUUUCAUUAACGCAACAAACAACCACACCCAUACUUACACAUUAUAGAUUGGCUUGUCUUCUCAGUGAUGGUGAAAAUGAAGACUGGAACACGUUAUGUGAAUCAGAAGAAAUGUCAAAAAUGGUAUUCGACAAGAAAAAUGUGGUCAACCUGAAUAAUAAUGCUUCACCGUUCGUUGUUUUGGCUGCAGGCGCAGUAAUUGAACCUGCAUCCAACACAGAACGUUCUCAGGGUCAAAUGAAUGAUGUGGAUGAAACAGAAGCGUGGGAUAUGUCCGGCUGUCAAGAACAGUCAAAUUCUGAUCUGUCUUACAACUCCAUUUCUGAACAGCCCAUUGAUGAUGCAGAGGCUUGA
Didymodactylos carnosus is the source of this 1377-nucleotide messenger RNA. NCBI's taxonomy places the organism in Eukaryota, Metazoa, Rotifera, Eurotatoria, Philodinida, Philodinidae. The record is from the annotation of a GenBank genome assembly.